GGAGAGGGUUUCUGUGUUAAUGGGACUAAAAUUUGCAUUUGGAUUCAUUUUGUGCAAGAAUGUGGCACUAUGCAGCUGUACGAGAGUCACACUCUUUGUGUUUUAGUCUGUAGCUCAUUCGUGGCAUUCAUUGUUUAUCUGUCAAACUAUGACCUCACCAUUUUUCUGCAGAACUGAAUGGGGACAAAUAAGGAAGCAACUUGCCAGCGAUGGCCUUUGCGUGGGUUUGGGGUAAUAAGUAUUUCCUACUAAAUCAAAAAGAAAGCGAUGUGGUUGCACCUGUUGCCUUCAGAGAGAAAGGCUGCCUCGCAACAGUUACAAGGUAAAAUGUUGCCUGUUAACCCAUCCGUCAGGCUGAACCAGUCUGAAAGGAUAACUAUGAGGUGAACGUCAGAUACCUGGAAAUAUUGUUCAAACCUCACACACCUCUAGGAGAGGUGGAGGGAGAAACCAGCAGAAACCAAACAUCCAAUGCAGUAUUGUCUAAAAAAAAUGUCUAGUAAAAUUAUUUAGACAUUUUUGUGACACUAUAGCCACAACCCUAAUAGUGCUUUAAAGGAUUUUGAGUGAGAAAUCAACACAAAGUGCAUCAAUGAAACGAAAGGAAAAUUACACGUCAUGCAUUUGUAUUAAGCUUCCGUCUUUCACUGUAAUUACAUUUGCAAGUCUGUACAUCUCUACCAGCUUUGCACAACAUGGGACUGAAUCUUUUGCUUAAUCUUCUUUUCAAAACAGAUCAAGCUCGGUCAGAUUUGAGGGAGCGCCUCUUUGAACAUCCAGUUUUAAGUGAUUGAUUUACGUCUGGGCUUUGAGUCAAUCUAAUACUUUUUAUUAGUUCUCUGGUCAUGUGUUUACUGGUGACCUCUUAAUGGAGGUCAACCUCUUCCCAGCGCAGUCUUGUGCAGCACCAGUUUAAUGACCUGCAUUAAACUCAAUCCGUUUUACCAUCAGUGCUGACCAGAUUGUCUGUCACUAUUGUUUGCUGUAUUUCCUAUAUGGCUCCAGGGAACCCUCUACAUGGGACAUCUCAUAACUUGUAGAGUGCAGGACAAACCCCUUUCGGACAAGAGUUGAAAAUUUGCAUCGAACUGGUUGUGACUCAAGGUGGAAGAUGUAAAUCACAGACGCUAACUCAGAACCUUAUGUUUCCUUUUCCGAGGAUCCCAAUAGGAGUUUUGUCACCACCUAGUGGCUGGAAUGUGAACUAGUUAACAGUUGAGCAUUUUUUUUUUCCUUGAUGAAUAAAGGUGAUACCUGUACCUGGGAGUGUGAAGCAAAGAGAUUAUUCAAAAAUAAUUUCUAAUCGUUUUUUUAAUUGCAAUGGAAUAGCAGCCUCUGCGAUUGUGCAGGAAAGGGACUUUUUUGAAGAAGGUCGUGGGUUUGAAUCCGUACCUGGGGUCUUUCUACAUGGAGUUUGCAUGUUCUCCCCCUGCUUAUGUGACAUACUCCACAGGUCCAAAACACAUUAAUAAAUCACUCUAAAUUGCCUUAAGAAAGGACUGUGUAUGGCUGCUUGUUCUGUGUGUCUCUAUCUUGUUCUCUACUGGCUGUGCAGAGUGUCCUGGGUGCAAGAAUGACCCCUAAAAAGAUAGUCCAGCCCUCCAUGCAGCCCUGCACCGCUAGACAUGAAUACACACUUUGAAUGGAUGAAUGUUUACAGUAUGUGCCUAAUGUGAUUAAUUCGCAUCAUACCUAAUGAUGCGAAUUGGGUGCAUCAUUCUGUAGGUGCGUCAUUCAAAUGAACAAUAAAUAUCUAUUGUUAAUCUAAAUUGAUAUUAAGUCAGGCACUAAGGAGCAAAUGAUUAUCAUCUCAACAGAUUCUCCCACCUGUGAAUCUCAAUCCGUCUGUCGGUUUGGGUGUAAAUCUGAAUAUCAGUCUGAAAAAAGUUAAAUACAAAAGGAAUUCCAAACUUUUCAGAAUCUUAAGUGCAAGAAAAUGCAUAUUAAAAACCUUCUUCCAAUUCACAAUGAUGUGCCCAUUUGUGUUGAUCUUUUCCAUAAACACCCCAUGAACUCCAUUGAAGAGUUGUGCAAAAUGUGAAAAAGUCAGAAUGACAUGAAACGUAUUUGCAUUGCUGUGGAGACUGAAGGGAUUGGGCGACAACAGGGUGUCUCACACUGCGAAGCCAUGUGUCAGCUGCACUGAAUGUCUGGAAUCUGAGAACAAUGUCAGCAGGAAGGAGUGGAGGAGUUUCAGGAGUGCGAUCAAACUCACCCAAGGGGAGGGACUGGUGACGAAACACAAGCUCACCGGCAGCACUUCAGGUCUUACACACAGAGCAGCACAGCAGUUUAUGGAGACGGAGCUGCUGGAGAUUGUAAAAUGUGGUUAAUGUUUUUCCUUCAUCUGAAGAGGAACCGUGGAGACUGAGAUAUCUGACGCCCUCUGGACAGAUUGUAAAAUUCCCCUAAGUGAAGACAUCAAUAUGGAUGACUGACCCUGGACAUUUAUUGACAGCCUGGAUGUAGCAUGACCUUUUGCGAACAGGAAGACCAGAUUUUCUCUACAGGAUGGGAAUGAUUUGAAGGGACAGUGAAGGCAUCAUCUGGAAUCAUGUCGAACUCCCAGGAGCAGAGUCUGAAUGAGAAUGUGGUUUUCCUGCCGGUGGACGAGUCCUCGCCUCAGUUCCUCCACUCUGAGCGAGAGCGCGAAGCCGUGGAGAGGCUCCUCGACAGCGGACCCGAGGCCUUCUACGGCUCCAUCGGCCCGGAGCUUUCAAGCUACUUCUUAUCUCCUGAAGAGGUGAGUCGGAUAAGCAGCUGGGCUCAGAACUAUCACUUCCACGAGCCGCUGCUGGGAGACCAGAACGGAGUCGAUAGGAGCGUUGACUCGGAGAAGAUCUGCUCCACCUACAACCCCUACCAAUGGGACGUCCCGGUCCCCAACCUGGAGCUAGGCUGGCCUGAGAUACCCGCCGGGGGUCCGAAGAACAGCGUCACGGUCCACUCCAGCCAUCCUGCUGAGGGAGACCUGCAAAUCAGAGAGGUCAUCAGGCGACACUUACAAGCAGCCAAAACGGUAAUCGCCGUGGUGACGGACCAGCUGACAGACAACGCGAUAAUCUUUGACUUGCACACGGCCGCCUCCCGAGGUGUGCCCGUCUACAUCAUCCUGAACCAAAGGUCUCUGCAGCAGAACUUCACCCUGAAUAGGCUCAGGCAUCCCUACAUGCGGGUUCGGGUUCUUGGAGGGAAAACGUUUUGCUCCAGGACUGGGAAGAUGGUGGUUGGCGAAAUUAAAGACAAUUUCAUCCUAGUGGAUUUAGAGGUAGCGAUUCAUGGCAACUACAGCCUCACCUGGACAGGCGCUCAUCUUCACCGGCAGCUCGUCACAGUCCUGAGGGGACCGGUUAUCGACUCGUUUGACCGAGAGUUCAGGAUCCUUUUUGCCGACUCGGUCCCGGUUCCCGACACUUGGGGAGUCACAGCCGGCCCCCAAGUUUACAACCACUACCAGACCAAAGACUUCUCACACCUCCGGCUCUUAAAGCAGCUCUCUGCUGAGUCCGAGAUCACAAACCCUCCUUCUCCGCCCGCUGACGUCUUUCUGGACUGGGAGGCGAUGGGCGUUCUGCAGAGAGACAGCAGCCGGCCUGCGUCUCUUCUGGGUCUACAUGAGGAAAACAUAGUUGAGAAAACGUCACAGCUGGACAUAAAUAAGGACGGCCCCACUGAGGAAAGAUUAACCCACAAUGAGCACCUGGUGUGGCGCAGGAGAAGGAUGAAUGAAAAUACAUCCCCGCUCACAACCGGAGUGACAGAUAACUCAAAAACUAUCAACAGCAAUGCAGAAGUACUGUCAACAAACUCACUGGCUACUGAGGGAAUAAAAAGGCCUGAGUUUCUAAUGGAGAGGAGCGUCACCAGGGAGCUUUCUGCAGAGAAACAGCCAAAUAAACCUGAGCGGACUGUAACUAGAAUCGAUGUUCCUCCAGAAACAACAAAUAAGUUUCAAUACAAGAGACGAUCAGUUGCUCUGAUGGAGAGUUUUGAAGAAGAGGAUAGCAAAACAGACGAUGUCAGUUCGAGAGAGCACAGCUCGACUUCCAGGGAGAAAAAACCUUUAAUCCUGAAGGUGCCGCACCGGGGCAACUUCAGCUCUGUGAGCGACAUCAUGAAGAGGCUGAAGCAGGGAACGCCGGCGAUGCUGAGGAAAGGAAUGAACUCCACCAUGUCAGACCGGACCCAGUCCAUGAUGGACCUGAGCGAGAACAAUCACAGCGACAGGGAGGCCCCAGUGCCUCGCUUCCUGAGCAACCUCAACUCGGAUCUAAUGACGCCUGCAUUAGCGCUGAUGCAGAGGAGGAACGAUGGAGUAAAAACCGCCCUAAAUCGACCUCCAGCAAAUUUUAUGCCCACUGAGCGACCGCGCAGCUCCACCUUAAACUCCACCUUAAGCUCAGACUUUUACCUGAGAAAGCUGAAGUCAGACAAAGAAAAACCUGCAGUAUGAUGAAGGACAAGCAGAGACUUUACAGUGUUAUUAGCUCCUGAAGCCGUGACACACAGAAGGCUUCAUUGUGCAAAAUAAACACCCAGACGCUUUAUUUGCUUGAAUGUUACUAAAGAUAAAUAAAAUAUUAAUGCUGCUCAGGA
This is a messenger RNA of Poecilia reticulata (guppy), 4596 nucleotides long. RefSeq names its product family with sequence similarity 83 member E (gene sack1e). Gene Ontology annotation, molecular function: protein kinase binding. The record is from RefSeq and is a predicted model, not a curated record. Gene Ontology annotation, biological process: signal transduction. Lineage: Eukaryota; Metazoa; Chordata; Actinopteri; Cyprinodontiformes; Poeciliidae.